Molecule: messenger RNA, 2891 nt
Organism: Strigops habroptila (Kakapo)
Lineage: Eukaryota; Metazoa; Chordata; Aves; Psittaciformes; Psittacidae
Gene: C5AR1
Product: complement C5a receptor 1
Exons: 2
Coding region: 1527-2579 (350 amino acids)
Biological process (GO): phospholipase C-activating G protein-coupled receptor signaling pathway; inflammatory response; positive regulation of cytosolic calcium ion concentration
Cellular component (GO): plasma membrane
Molecular function (GO): complement component C5a receptor activity; G protein-coupled receptor activity
Source: RefSeq, a predicted model, not a curated record
GUUUGCUGGGAUGGAACAGUGGGAUAAGGUGGGAUUCGGGGCUCUCCAUCCAUCCCAUCCCCAUCAGGGAUUCUCUGGGCUAGAUCUUCCCCAUUGAGGGCAGGAGGGUGGUGCUGGGUGGUGCUGGGUGAUGAUGGUUAAUGAUGAUUGGUGAUGGGUGGUGCUGGGUGAUGAUAAUGAUGAUUGGCGAUGGGUGGUGAUGGUCUCUUCUCAUGCUCUGGAUCGCUGGAGCAUUCCCAAACCUGCCCUGGGGUUUCCUCCUCCUCCUCCCGCCUUCCCCCAUCCCCACUUUGGUGCUUUGGGAUCUAAUCGCGAUCUUUGUCCUUUGGGAUCUGAUCCCAGCUCAUCCCCAUGGGCCCCUCCCUGCUGCCGCAGAAGGCGCCGGAGCUGAAGCUCCUUUGGUGUUUCCUCAUCCGAGCUCUUGCGCCAUGAGGCCGUGGCUCCGGGGGGAAGUGGGGCGAGGAAGUGGGGCAAUGCCGACUUCCUGGUGGCCAUGGAGACCAUAGGGGGACCAUGGGCAGGGCCAAGGGGCCAGUGCCACACAUUGAGGAGCAUCUCGUGGCGCUGCUUUGGAGGAGCUUCCGCAAGGGGAGAGACCUGUUGUGGGGAUGCCCCAUCUCCAGGUUGGACGGGGCUUUGAACCAACCCAUCAUAGGAGGUUGCACUGGAUCAUCUUUGAAAGUCCUUUCAACCCAAAACCCAGUGUGGGGCUUUGAGCACCUUCGUCUGCUGAAGAUGCUCCUGCCCAUGGAUGAUCAUUGAAGGUCCUUUCAACCCAAAACCCAUUGUGGGACAUGAUAUAUGGGGCUUUGAGCACCUUGGUCUAGGUAAGAUGCCCCUGCCCAUGGUGCGGGGGGUGGAUUAGAUGAUCAUUGAAGGUCCUUUCAACCCAAAACCCAUUGUGGGACAUGAUAUAUGGGGCUUUGAGCACCUUGGCCUAGGUAAGAUGCCCCUGCCCAUGGCGCGGGGGGUGGAUUAGAUGAUCAUUGAAGGUCCUUUCAACCCAAAACCCAUUGUGGGACAUGAUAUAUGGGACUUUGAGCACCUUGGCCUAGGUAAGAUGCCCCUGCCCAUGGUGCGGGGGGUGGAUUAGAUGAUCAUUGAAGGUCCUUUCAACCCAAAACCCAUUGUGGGACAUGAUAUAUGGGGCUUUGAGCACCUUGGUCUAGGUAAGAUGCCCCUGCCCAUGGUGCGGGGGGUGGAUUAGAUGAUCAUUGAAGGUCCUUUCAACCCAAAACCCAUUGUGGGACAUGAUAUAUGGGGCUUUGAGCACCUUGGUCUAGGUAAGAUGCCCCUGCCCAUGGUGCGGGGGGUGGAUUAGAUGAUCAUUGAAGGUCCUUUCAACCCAAAACCCAUUGUGGGACAUGAUAUAUGGGGCUUUGAGCACCUUGGCCUAGGUAAGAUGCCCCUGCCCAUGGUGCGGGGGGUGGAUUAGAUGAUCAUUGAAGGUCCUUUCAACCCAAAACCCAUUGUGGGACAUGAUAUAUGGGGCUUUGAGCACCUUGGUCUAGGCCGGGAGCUUGAGGAUGGACUUCUCCAUGGCCAACUACACCUACAACGACUCCAUCUGGGAUGACUACUCCAUAUACGACCUGGACGACUACACGGUCCCGCACAGCUACCGCGCCGUGCUGGCCCUUUACGCCCUCAUCUUCCUCCUUGGCGUCCUGGGCAACGGGGCCGUCAUUUGGGUGACGGCUUUUGAGCUUCGGCGCACGGUCAACGGCGUCUGGUUCCUCAACCUCUCGGUGGCCGACCUCUUGUGCUGCCUCGCGCUGCCCUUCCUGGCGCUGCCGCUGGCUUGGGACCACCACUGGCCUUUGGGGCGCUUUGCCUGCAAGCUCCUGCCUUCCCUCACCGUGCUCAACAUGUUCGCCAGCGUCCUGCUCCUUACGGCCAUCAGCGCCGACCGCUGCGCCCUGGUCACCCGCCCCGUGUGGUGCCACAACCACCGGCGCCCGGCGCUGGCGUGUGGGGCGUGCGCGGCUGCCUGGGGCUUGGCCGCCCUCCUCACCCUGCCCUCCUUCAUCUUCCGCACCACGCGCCACGACGCCUUCGCCCUCAAGACCACGUGUGUCCUGGACUACUCGGCCGUCGGGUGCCACCAGCGCGUCACCGAGCUGGUCACCGCCAGCGUCCGCUUUGUCUUCGGCUUCGUGGUGCCCUUCGUGGUCAUCACGGCUUGUUAUGGCUUGCUGCUGGCGCGCGUCCACAGCAAGGGCUUCACCCGCUCGCAAAGGGCCACAAAGCUCAUCUUGGUGGUCAUCGUCAGCUUCUUCGUGUGCUGGCUGCCCUACCACGCCGUGGGCUUGAUCCUGGCUUCCUCCCACCCGCGCAGCGCCUUGUUCAAGGGUGCUUUGGAUGCGGAUCCCAUCGUGGCCGGCAUCGCCUACAUCAACAGUUGCAUCAACCCCAUCAUCUACGUGGUGAUGGGGCAGGACUUCAAGGCCAGGUUCUGGCAGUCGUGGCGGGCUGUGCUGCGGGGAGUGCUGAGCGACGAGCCCACCAGCACCACGGGUGACAGCAGGGCCAAGACCAAGUCCACUGCGGAGGACAACAGCGUCAGCACCAUGGUGUGAGCCCAAAAUGAGGUGGAACAUCAGUUGUGUUGCUUGAGGCCAUGCAGAGAUGAUGAUGUCUCCUUUGCCCCCUUUCCUCACCAGCUGCCCCACGUUGUGUGUGCCGUGGGGACCUCCUCCCCCCCUUGGUGGCCUGCCAGCAGCAUGAGGCCCUUGUCCUUGCACCCAACACCAUGUUUUCCUGCUCCUCCAGCCUCGGAAUGGCCCCUAUGUCCAGCUCCAACCUGCUGUCAGCCCCAUAGGAGCUGUUCUACGUUCCAGCCCUACAUCUAAGAUCCACCACCAAUAAACCUUGAAGCUCCACCAAGCCUU